AUGAGAAAGUCCAUUAGUAACAUUUACAAGGACGGAGAAUAUGACUAUUAUUUUGUCAAUCCAGAUGAUCCUGAGUAUGUUUUUGUAUUUCUCGAUAUGUCAAAGGCAACAUUUAGAGAUGUCGAAUUGUUAAUCAAGAAGAUUUUAAAGACGAAAAACAAGAUGCAUGCAAAAUUACAUGGGUUUUUUAGAGAUAAAGUAACGAUUCAGAUUCUCAGAUUGGUCGAACGAUUAGCAACAGACAACAUCAAGAUAUUGAUGAGAUCGGCUCGUGAACUUGUGAAGGAUGAUGAAGAAUUGUUGAGAAAAAUUGAUGAAAAGCUUGAAAAAAAGACUACGAUGAAUAAUUCAGUAGGACCAUUGGGUGUGAUAGACUCUGUUAUAUCAUGCUAUAAAGAGGUGGUUGAAGUAAGUAAAGAGGAAUUGAGCCAGAUAAAAAAAUUGAUACUUGAGCAAUUUUCUAAACAAUCUGAUCUUCAUGGUGUUGGGGUAUUUUUCAGAUUUUCUCCAGAAGGAGAUUUCAAGUAUAAAAUGUCACCGGAUCCUCUAAAUAAGCAUCAAUUUGUAUAUGUGAUCUAUCGGAUAUUGGUUGAACGAGUGGAUGAUGAAAGAUUGGAAUAUAAAGUGAACAAUAUUUUUGACGAAGGAGAACGAAUUAUUGAGAAAGAGAAACAAACAAUUGCAAAAUUAUCAAAAUCAAGUAUCAGAGAUAUUGACUUGAAAACAUCCAUAUUUUUAUCUAUUAUCGCAAGCAUUCAAGCAAAUUCUUAUUGUGAUAUUUUAUCAUAUGAUCGCCAC
Dentiscutata erythropus is the source of this 798-nucleotide messenger RNA. The record is from the annotation of a GenBank genome assembly. Lineage: Eukaryota; Fungi; Glomeromycota; Glomeromycetes; Diversisporales; Gigasporaceae.